GCUCCAGACUGCGGCCCCCCCACCCGUUCCUUUCCUCUCGCCGGAAAGCUCGCGGAGGCGGAGGCAGCGGCGGCGGCGGAGGCGGCGGCGGCGUCGGUGGUGGCAGCCUGUGGCCUUUCUCUUCCUCCUCCUCCUCCUCUUCAUCUUCCUUCAUCCUCCUCUUCUUCCUUCAUCCUCCUCGUCGGGAGGCGGCGGCGGCGGCGAGAUGCACCCCAGCGCCCCCAGCUACCCCACGGCCUCGCUGUACGUGGGGGACCUGCACCCUGAGGUGAGCGAGGCGAUGCUGUACGAGAAGUUCAGCCCGGCCGGGCCCAUCCUCUCCAUCCGCGUCUGCAGGGACAUGAUCACCCGGCGCUCCCUGGGCUACGCCUAUGUCAACUUCCAGCAGCCGGCAGACGCCGAGCGAGCCCUGGAGACCAUGAAUUUCGAUGUCAUCAAGGGCAAGCCGGUGCGCAUCAUGUGGUCCCAGAGGGACCCCUCCCUCCGCAAGAGCGGCGUGGGCAACAUCUUCAUUAAAAACCUGGAUAAGUCCAUCGAUAAUAAGGCUUUGUUCGAUACCUUCUCUGCCUUUGGGAACAUCCUCUCCUGCAAGGUGGUAUGUGAUGAGAAUGGGUCCAAGGGCUAUGGAUUUGUACACUUUGAGACCCGAGAGGCUGCCGAGAGGGCUAUUGACAAAAUGAACGGGAUGCUUCUGAAUGACCGCAAGGUCUUUGUGGGGCGCUUCAAAUCCCGCAAAGAGAGAGAGGCAGAGCUCGGGGCCAGAGCCAAAGAGUUCACCAACGUUUACAUCAAGAAUUUUGGCGAGGACAUGGACGAUCUGAGGCUUAAGAGGCUCUUUGGUAAGUUUGGACCUGCUUUAAGUGUCAAAGUCAUGACUGAUGAAAGUGGCACGUCCAAAGGGUUUGGCUUUGUGAACUUUGAGAGGCACGAGGAUGCCCAAAAGGCUGUAGAUGAGAUGAAUGGGAAAGAACUGAAUGGGAAAAAAAUCUAUGUGGGCCGGGCUCAGAAAAAAGUAGAGCGUCAGACGGAACUCAAGCGCAAAUUUGAACAGAUGAAGCAGGACAGGAUCACCAGGUACCAGGGUGUGAACCUGUACGUGAAAAAUCUGGAUGAUGGUAUUGAUGACGAGCGCCUGCGCAAAGAGUUCUCCCCAUUUGGUACCAUCACCAGUGCGAAGGUGAUGAUGGAAGGGGGCCGCAGCAAAGGGUUUGGCUUCGUGUGCUUCUCCUCGCCAGAGGAAGCCACCAAAGCCGUCACAGAAAUGAAUGGCAGGAUCGUGGCCACCAAGCCGUUGUACAUAGCUUUAGCCCAGCGCAAAGAGGAGCGGCAGGCUCACCUCACAAACCAGUACAUGCAGAGAAUGGCCAGUGUCAGAGCUGUGCCCAAUCCUGUGAUCAACCCUUAUCAGCCUCCUUCAGGUUACUUCAUGGCAGCUAUUCCUCAGACUCAGAACCGGGCUGCCUACUAUCCUGCCAGCCAAAUCGCACCUCUCAGACCAAGUCCUCGCUGGACUGCUCAGGGCGCCAGACCUCAUCCAUUCCAGAACAUGCCUGGUGCUAUCCGCCCCGCGGCUCCCAGGCCGCCAUUCAGUACGAUGAGACCAGCUUCUUCACAGGUGCCACGAGUGGUGUCCACACGUGUGGCAAACACGUCGACUCAGACCAUGGGUCCACGUCCAGCGGGAGCAGCGGCUGCCGCGGGUACCCCUGCUGUCCGCUCGGUUCCACAGUAUAAGUAUGCUGCCGGCGUUCGCAAUCCUCAACAGCAUCUUAAUGCUCAACCACAGGUUACCAUGCAGCAGCCUGCCGUUCACGUGCAAGGUCAGGAACCUUUAACCGCUUCGAUGUUGGCAUCUGCCCCUCCGCAAGAGCAGAAGCAGAUGUUAGGGGAACGCCUGUUUCCACUCAUUCAGGCCAUGCACCCUACUCUGGCCGGGAAAAUCACUGGCAUGUUGCUGGAAAUCGACAACUCGGAGCUUCUUCACAUGCUCGAGUCUCCUGAGUCUCUGCGUUCUAAGGUCGACGAAGCUGUAGCUGUACUCCAAGCUCACCAGGCGAAAGAGGCUGCCCAGAAAGCAGUGAACAGUGCUGCCGACGUGCCUGCUGUUUAAAAGAAAAGACGAGGGACCGAGAAAUGGAACCUCCACUUCGUGGGAAGAAAAAUGUCUAAACAUCUAAAAACUUAAAUGUUGUGAAAAAAAACAUCGAAAAAUGUGAAAUAAAGAAAAAAUGGAAAGGAAACUUUGAACUUGAUGUACCGAGCAAAUGCCAGGUCUAGCAAACUUAAUGCUAGUCCUAGAUUACUUAUUGAUUUAAAAGCAAAAAAAAAAAAAAACCAAAAAAAUCGAAAAA
Molecule: messenger RNA, 2351 nt
Organism: Trichosurus vulpecula (common brushtail)
Lineage: Eukaryota; Metazoa; Chordata; Mammalia; Diprotodontia; Phalangeridae
Product: polyadenylate-binding protein 1-like
Exons: 1
Coding region: 206-2110 (634 amino acids)
Cellular component (GO): ribonucleoprotein complex
Molecular function (GO): RNA binding
Source: RefSeq, a predicted model, not a curated record